Xenopus tropicalis (tropical clawed frog) is the source of this 1332-nucleotide messenger RNA. Its product is annotated as growth-regulated alpha protein. The record is from RefSeq and is a predicted model, not a curated record. Lineage: Eukaryota; Metazoa; Chordata; Amphibia; Anura; Pipidae. Gene Ontology annotation, cellular component: extracellular region. The transcript is spliced from 4 exons. Bases 40 to 411 code for a protein of 123 amino acids. Gene Ontology annotation, biological process: cell chemotaxis; immune response. Gene Ontology annotation, molecular function: chemokine activity.
UACACUUUACAUUUCUGCAGAGCACAUUGAAAAUUCAGUAUGAAACUUUCCGCUUGUCUAGUGCUUUCCUCCCUCCUGUGUGUAAUCUCUGUUCUUCAACAAGCAGAUACAGAACUGUACUUUGCAGUCCCCAGGUGCCAGUGCCAUCAAACCAUCAACGAAAUUCACCAGAAACACAUUAAGUCUUUUAAAAUUAACAUACCAUAUGAAUACUGCAAAUUUACAGAAAUCAUAUUAACCUUGAAAGAUUCCAGAGAUGUAUGCUUGAAUAGACAGGCAAAGAUGGGAAGAAACCUGAUUCGUUGCUGGAAAAGGCAUUCAAGCAUUGAUAAGUGUAGGAAAAAUGUUUUUAAACGGAAGAAUUCAAAAGGCCAAAGAAAACCCAAAACAGAUUCUGGUGGAUCCACUUGACUGGCUGUCACUCCCAUUAAAAACUAAUGAAACCAAAGAGACUACCUAAAAUAUUACAUAUAAAGCACAAUCACUUGUUUUCAAAUGUAUCUCUAUGAGGGCCUCUGCACGUUUCUUACAUCAAUGUCUAUUUCGCAUAACAGAAAGAAAGAAAAUACUAUUUUGGUGUUUUAGGGCUCACUUCAAAUGUUACAGAUACCUUUUCAUGGUUUUGGCAUUUCUGUUUUGAUUGAAUGUACUGUACUUAUUUCAUUUUUAAAAAUGUCAUUUUACAUGUUUCUGAAAGGCUGUGUGAAAGACUGGAGUGUGCUGUAACUAUGCUGGUCUUGGUGUUACAGCGCCACCAUGUGUACCAAAGCAAAAGGUACAACUAAAAAUGUAUAUUUUUUAAAAGGUAUUCUCAGCUUUAAUAUAAUUAUAGCUGAAAACUACUUCUGGGAGGGAUGAAUAUUUUUAUAGUAUCCUUAAGGGAUGAUGAGUAUAAUACUGAUAAGGGGAGAAUUCAGAGAUUUGUCACUUUUGAUACACUGUCUAGCUCUGUUACAGGCCUUCGUGCCAAGUCCUAACUUUGUAAGAUGAUUUAUAAUGAAAAAAUAUUUACACUUGUAAAGCAAAUGGUAUGACGCGUCAAUUUGUACAAAAACGCUUUUUGUUCCUUUUUCUUUUUUCUUUUAUGUUUGUUUGGGUUGCUGAAUGCAAUAGGAAAGCAAGGUAGUUCCUCUUGGCAGAUCCUGCAAGAGCAGCAGUAAGAACAUUACAUGAUGCUAUAUAAACUAAGAAUAUGGUAAAUGCCUCAACUGAUCAGUACAGCAUUUGUCUGCAUGUUUAGGUUACAGAUAUACAGAAAAGAAACUUUUUAUGCUAACAACAUGUUAUGUCGUUAUUCUUUUAAAUAGAAAAAAAAUUAUUUUUCCUUUUUAA